AUGGAUAAUCUUCCUCUUAUCAAGUCUCUGGUAGAAAAUUUGGCUGACAAUCUUAACGUUCCAGUGUCGUGCAAAAUCCGCAUUUUCCCAGAUCUGCAAGAUACAAUCAACUAUGCUAAAAUGUUGGAGGAUGCUGGUUGUUCUCUUUUAGCCGUUCAUGGAAGAACAAGAGAUGAGAAAGAUGGAAAGAAGAUCCGGGCUAAUUGGAAUGUCAUCAAGGCAGUUAAAAGUGCAGUUAGAAUUCCUGUUCUUGCUAAUGGAAAUAUACGGCACAUGGAUGACGUCAGGGAGUGUUUGGAAGAGACCGGUGCAGAAGGGGUUCUUACAGCUGAGUCUCUUCUUGAGAAUCCAGCUCUCUUUGCUGGAUAUCGGACUGCAGAAUGGGUAUCGGGCAGUGAAGAAAUUAACAAAGAGAGGAAACUGGACCAGGCUGACUUACUGGUGGAAUAUUUGAAAUUCUGUGAGAAAUAUCCAGUGCCAUGGAGAAUGAUCCGUUCUCACGUGCACAAGUUGUUGGGAGAGUGGUUUAGAAUCCAUCCAAAUAUAAGAGACGAUCUCAAUGCACAAUCUAAGCUUACAUUUGAAUUUCUUUAUGAUAUUGUGAACCAACUUAGGGAACUUGGCGAACCUGUAUGGAUUUUGGAGCUUCGCGUAAGAAGUCGCAAAGCAAUCACAAGAGCUGUAGGCGUCAAAGCGGCGUCGAAGAAGUUGCUGGAGCUAGCCAAUGAGGCGAUGAAGCGCGCUGAUCAGAUCACGGCUCAGCUUCCGCCAAAUCGGAAAAGAGAACCGAAGGAUUGCAGCGUCUCCGUUCUGGCGGCGUCGACAGGCGCAUCUCAUUUGUCGUCGGUUACCGGAGAUAAAUGGGUCGCCGGUGAUGCUAAUGAGGGAGAACAGAGAGCAAAAAGAUAG
This is a messenger RNA of Fraxinus pennsylvanica, 909 nucleotides long. The record is from the annotation of a GenBank genome assembly. Lineage: Eukaryota; Viridiplantae; Streptophyta; Magnoliopsida; Lamiales; Oleaceae.